Molecule: messenger RNA, 1482 nt
Organism: Penicillium verrucosum
Lineage: Eukaryota; Fungi; Ascomycota; Eurotiomycetes; Eurotiales; Aspergillaceae
Product: putative MFS transporter
Exons: 4
Coding region: 1-1482 (493 amino acids)
Biological process (GO): transmembrane transport
Cellular component (GO): membrane
Molecular function (GO): transmembrane transporter activity
Source: RefSeq, a predicted model, not a curated record
AUGGGUGAAAUAAAACCCGAGGUAGUACCACAGCCUCCUGCAGAUCAAGUGGAUGAUGCUGCGUUAUAUCUCAAGGACCAUCAAAAUGAGGCACUUGACUCUCAAGUUGAUCUAAGCGCUUUACGCCGCAAAAUUGAUCGCCGUUUGAUGCCAUAUAUGUUUUGCUGCUAUGUCCUGCAGUUUUUGGACAAGGUCAUGCUGAACUAUGCAGCUGUUAUGGGGAUCAGAAAAGACUUGGAACUCGCCGGCAAUGAAUUCUCUAACGUUGCCACGUGGGUCUUCAUUGCCUACUUGAUCGCUGAAGUACCUAAUGUAUACUUCUUACAGAAAGUACCGCCUGCAAAAUGGCUCGGCGGAAAUGUAUUCCUCUGGGGAGUCGCGGCUGCCGCCUCCGCUGGCGCCCGAGGAUAUCAGAGCCUGCUGGCAGCUCGAAUUUUCUUGGGUAUUUUUGAAGCGACAGUGGGACCAUCCUUGAUGCUUAUUAGCAGUCAGUACUACACCAAAAGCGAACAAGCUCCUCGGUUCACUAUAUGGUAUAUGGGUCUUGGUGUGGCCCAGAUAAUUGGGGGCCUCAUAUCUUUUGGAUUCCAGCAUGUGCAUCAUGCCUCACUAGAAGGCUGGCGGAUUAUGUUUCUUGUUCUAGGAUUGGUGACAUCUGUUGUCGGUGGUCUCACAUUUUUCUACAUCCCAGAUACACCAAUGAAGGCACCCUGGUUAUCGGAUAGCGAAAAGGUGGCCCUCCUUCAACACGUCAGCGAAAACCAGACUGGAGUAUGGAGCACAACUUUGAACCUGAAACAAAUCUGGGAGGCCGUCCUCGAUGUCCAGCUUUGGCUCCUGACUGUAAUAACAAUUCUGAUCUCCGUGUCAAGUGGUGUGGUGACGACAUAUUCCUCGACUUUAAUUGCCGGAUUUGGCUUCUCCGGUCCCAUCUCAGCCCUUCUCAAUACCCCUGGCGGUAUCGUUAGUAUAUUUUUCACCCUUCUCGUGGGUUUUGGCAUUCGGAAAACUUCUAAUCGCUGGGCCUGGAAUGUACUCUGUACAAUUCCUGGAAUCAUCGGUGGAGCAUUACUAUCUUUCUUGCCCAAGACCAAUAAAGCCGGUGUCCUGAUCGGUAUUUAUCUUGUCAACGCAAUUGUAGCAACUCUUCCGAUUAUAUACCAGUGGACCAUGGCCAACUGCGCUGGACAUACCAAGCGAGCAUUUGCUAGUGCUCUUGUUGCCGGGUCCUUUUCGGUCGGAAACAUCAUUGGCCCACAGACAUUCCAGGCACGCGAUGCACCGGAAUACCACCCAGCCAAGAUUGCUGUUCUUGCAACGCAGGCUGCGGCGGCUGUACUAUCUGUGGUUCUCUUCAUCUAUUACAAGUGGCAAAACCGUCAAAGAGACCAGACAAAGAGCGUUAAUGAGAACAGCGUCGACGAUACCAAAUGGGCUGGUCUUACUGACAAGCAGAAUCCAUCCUUCCGUUACGUCUACUGA